Messenger RNA from Brachypodium distachyon (stiff brome), 1392 nucleotides. RefSeq names its product zinc finger protein ZIC 2. The record is from RefSeq and is a predicted model, not a curated record. Lineage: Eukaryota; Viridiplantae; Streptophyta; Magnoliopsida; Poales; Poaceae. The transcript has a single exon. Bases 408 to 1037 code for a protein of 209 amino acids.
AAACACUCAAACCCCGACAACGACAUCCUCCUAACCGAAAUGCGCCGUUCGUCAGCCAAAACCCGGAAAAUUUCUUGUCUUUUCACGAGACAGGAAGUCAGAGGGAGUAACAUGGUCGCCGAACGAAAAACGUCCAAUUCCUCUGUUCGCGAGCCUACCACCGCUCAGUGCGCGCCAAACCGCCGAGGAAAAAUCCUCAACGCUUGAAACACUAGAAAAAGCUUCAUUCAGAUAGCUUCCCACUAUCUCGAUUCUCGAAGACUCGAGCCAAUCCAUCCCCUCCAAUCACUCCUCAAUCGUAGCUACCCUAUAAAUACCGAAGCUUGAUAAAACUCAACGAGAUAAAACAGAGAAGAGAGACAGAGUAUUUUACAGGAGUAUUGGAGACUUAGCAGUUAGCGGCAGCAAUGGAGGAUGACUCGUGCAGGAGGGCGGGGGCGGUGCCGUUCAAGUGGGAGGUGUGCCCGGGGACGCCCAAGCACACGCGGAGCGCGAGUAGCGCGGCGGUCGUGGCGGCGCCCAACAACAGGCUGACGCCGCCGCCGUCCAUGGCGUCCUCGCCUGCGCCCUACUACCACCACCACCGCCACCAUCUCCACUCCUCGGCUUCCUCGCCUCGUAUUAUCCCUUCCUCACCAGCACGGUCGGCCUCGCUGUCGCCGUCCCGCCGCCGCCCGUACGCCGCGCCCCGCCGCGCGCCGCCCGCCGCCUUCCUCGACGCCGCGCCCCGGGCGACGGCCCCGGUGGCGGAGUGUCAGACGACGGCGGCGGCGUUCGGGUGCUUCCCGCUGAUCCCGAUGCUGCGGAGGAAGGGGAGCAAGAAAGGCGGAUUUGGGUCGAGCAGCUCUGGAUCUUCCGGAUCCGGGUCGAGUUCGUCCGGGAGCAGCUUCAGAUCGGACGGAGGCGGGGGGAUGGGGAUGCGGCGGUCGGUGUCGAUCUCGUCGGGCUCGUUGCCGCUGCCGCCUGGGAGGAGGUUUGCGGCCGCCGAGGCCAGGGCGGAGGUGGACGCCGCCACUGGCCGUGGAUGGUUCUAUUGAGUUUUUGGUCGAUGCCACCAUUGCUGUGGAGAGAAUAGGAGAGAGGUGUUUGUAGCUUUGUGUGAUCAGAGCAGGCCAUGAGGUUUUGAGAUCCCAGCUGUUGAAAUUGGCUGGAGACUGUUUGCGUGUUUGCUUGCUGCACAAAGCAAAUUGGACAUGCACAGUUGCUCACUUGAUGGUGCGGGUAAUAAUAAUCAGUUAACAAAAUAAAAUGGUUUAGAGGUGUUUUCCUUUUAGGAUCACGAUCGAGAUUUGUAAUUUGUCCUUACUAGAUGAAGGGAGUACAGUGAUUUUUCUUUAAAAAAAUGGAAGCUUAUAUUACAAUCAAAGAAUAUCACAUGCCCGGUUACUCUCA